AUGAGUAAUAAGCUACUCAAGCAGAGGCUAAGACAAAUUAGGAACAAAAAGCCUACACCUUCGUUGAAAAAUCGAUCCAAUAAGCGGAUUUCGAAACAUACCCAGAAUACAAAAGGAAAAGCUUCCAAUUUGAUAGUCUCUGCAAAUGAACUAAAGUGGAAGCCAGUUGAAAUUCCAGACACUUUAGAUGAUUUUGAAGGCUUUUAUGGCUUAGAAGAAAUAGAUGGUGUUGACGUAAAGAUGGAAAAUGGCAAAGUCCAGUUUGUUGCAAAAGAUGGAAGUAAAAUUAGGAGCGAAGAUGAUGACAUCGCGUCAGAAAAGAUGGAAGUCGAGGAAGAUAACGAUGAUAGUGGUGACGAAGGGGAGGAUGAGCUUAUUGAGUUUCAAAAUUUAGACGAUAUUGCAGAUGGAGCACUCAGUGCAGUCUCAGAUUCUGAUGAGGACGAGGAAAACAAAAGUGAAAACAUAGACAACAAACGCGAGUCAGUGAUUGGAACGUCGAGCGUUGAAGCCCAAGAUGCAGAUGAAAAUGAACUUCAACCUAAUGUGUUCUCAAAUGAAGUAGAUUUGGAAAACUUCGAGUUCUCUUCCUUAACAGCAUGGACUGACAAAAUGAACUUAAGUAUUAGUACCUUGAAGGGCUUGAGCCAACUUGGAUUCACUAGACCCACGAAGAUCCAGGCAUUGGCUACACCAAUUGCUCUUGAAGGUAGUGAUGUCAUGGGAAAAGCUUCUACAGGUUCCGGUAAAACACUAGCAUAUGGAAUACCCAUAUUAGAGAAGCUGAUUACAAGCAAUUCAAGCACCGCACCAGUCGGCCUUAUAUUCACCCCCACUAGAGAACUAGCUCAUCAGGUCACACAGCAUAUACAAAAAUUAUCACAAUUUGCUUUAAAUGGAAAACCUCAUGCGAUUCUAUCAUUAACAGGUGGCUUGUCGAUACAAAAACAAGAACGACUCUUAAGGUACGAAGGCUGUGCAAGAAUAGUCAUUGCGACUCCAGGACGCUUUUUAGAGCUCUUAGAGCGUGACUCUAACCUUAUUGAGCGGUUUUCGCGUAUAGAGUGUUUGGUUUUAGAUGAAGCUGACAGAUUAUUACAAGAUGGACAUUUUGACGAAUUUGAAAAGAUUCUAAAGCAUUUGGGAAAUGCGCGUAAGGAAGCGUUGAAAAAUGAACAGGGUUCGCAAAAUAAGGGCUGGCAAACAAUGAUAUUUUCAGCGACUUUUUCACUAGACUUGUUUAAUAAGCUAGCAACAACCUCGUGGAAAAAACUCGGUAAUGGGAAAGAAGAAAAUGAGAUGGAAAUGGCAUUGAAACAUCUCAUGACUAAAAUUCACUUUCGUUCAAAACCUGUAAUUGUUGACGCCAACCCCAAUGAUAAAGUUACCUCGAAGAUAAAAGAAUCACUAAUCGAAUGCCUACCAACUGAACGUGACUUGUACACUUAUUAUUUUAUUACAGUAUAUCCAGGAACUACCUUGAUCUUUUGCAACGCAAUCGAUUCUGUCAAGAAGCUGAAUGCAUAUUUGAAUAAUCUAGAUAUUUCUUCGUUUCAAAUACACUCCUCCAUGACUCAAAAGAACCGUUUAAGAAAUUUGGAGAAAUUUCAGCAAGAAGCAGUAAAAAAUACAACUGUCGGUAAACCCACUGUUUUGAUUGCAAGUGACGUCGCAGCAAGAGGUUUAGAUAUUCCUGGCAUUCAGCACGUUGUCCAUUAUCAUUUACCCAGAAGCGCUGAUGUCUACAUCCAUAGAUCUGGCAGAACAGCCCGUGGAGAGAACGAGGGUGUUUCAGUUAUGAUUUGCUCUCCACAAGAAGCAAUGGGCCCUUUGAGAAAAUUAAGAAAAGUUUUGAGUUCUAAGGAUGAUUCUGAAAAGAAGCGCAAAUGGCAGAAGGAUGUUCCUGCCUUUCCUAUGGAACCCGAUAUUAUUUCACAACUGCGUGACCGUAGCAGACUUGCCAGUGAACUGGCUGAUGAUGAAUUAGCAACCCGGUCGUUGAGUAAAGAUGACAAUUGGCUGAAGAAGGCCGCUGAUGACCUAGGAAUAGAACUCGACUCUGAUGAAGAGAAUAGAGACACUUUUCUCGCUAAGAAUAAAACAAAAAAGAUCAAUAAAACGUUAGGAAGAGAUCAAAGCAAAGCGAAACGAUUUGAAUUGCAGGAACUCUUGAAGAGACCUAUAAGAAAAGAUUUAAGAAAAAGAUAUUUGACCGGCGGUCUUGUAAAUUUAGCAGAUAACCUGGUGAAAAAUAAAGGGCAUGCAGCUAUUAUUGGUCAUGAUAAGAUUGAUGCUCUUGAGUUACUUAAAACAAAGAAAAGACGUUGA
Molecule: messenger RNA, 2328 nt
Organism: Lachancea fermentati
Lineage: Eukaryota; Fungi; Ascomycota; Saccharomycetes; Saccharomycetales; Saccharomycetaceae
Source: the annotation of a GenBank genome assembly